Messenger RNA from Manacus vitellinus (golden-collared manakin), 4644 nucleotides. RefSeq names its product polypeptide N-acetylgalactosaminyltransferase 4 (gene GALNT4). NCBI's taxonomy places the organism in Eukaryota, Metazoa, Chordata, Aves, Passeriformes, Pipridae. The record is from RefSeq and is a predicted model, not a curated record. Gene Ontology annotation, cellular component: Golgi apparatus. Bases 75 to 1826 code for a protein of 583 amino acids. The transcript has a single exon.
CCCGGGGGCGCGGAGGGAGCCGACAGGACUUCACGGAGCCCCUCUCUGUUACUAGCUGCUUUUAACCACCUACGAUGAGGAUCCGUCUGGCGAGAAGAUGGACGUGGGUCCGUAAAAGCUGCAUGUUCCUCGGCUUCUUGACGAUCGCUUACUUUGUGGUCGAGCUGUCGGUUUCUUCCUUCGGUGCCUCCCUCGCCGGAGAGAGCAUCACUAAAGGGAAAUGGGAGAGGCGCUUUUCUGACAGAGCAGAAGAAGCUGUAGAUUUGGCUCGUCCAGUUUAUGACAAACCCCCGCCUGAUCCUCAUGCCCCAGGAGAAUGGGGUAAACCCUCUCGCCCGCAGCUGAGUCCUGAGGAAAAGAAACAGGAAGAAGAGCUGAUCGAGAAGUAUGCAAUUAAUAUUUAUUUGAGUGAUAAAAUCUCUCUCCACCGGCACAUUGAAGAUAAUCGACUGAGUGGUUGUAAGACUAAAUCUUAUGACUACAGAAGACUGCCCACUACGUCUGUUAUAAUUGCUUUUUACAAUGAAGCCUGGUCAACACUGCUGCGGACGAUACAUAGUGUUCUUGAAACAUCACCUUCAGUGCUUCUGAAAGAAAUUAUACUGGUGGAUGACCUGAGCGAUAAAACUUAUUUGAAGGCUGAACUUGAAAAAUACAUAAGCAGUCUGAAAAGAGUUCGCUUGAUAAGAACCAACAAACGAGAAGGAUUAGUUCGUGCACGUUUAAUUGGCGCUACCUUUGCUACUGGUGAUGUCCUCACAUUCCUCGAUUGUCACUGUGAAUGUGUCUCUGGCUGGCUGGAACCAUUGCUCGAGAGGAUUGCUGAGAAUGAGACUGUUAUUGUUUGUCCUGUCAUUGACACCAUUGACUGGAAAACAUUUGAAUACUACAUGCAAACAGCAGAGCCCAUGAUUGGGGGCUUUGACUGGCGUCUGACAUUCCAGUGGCACUCGGUGCCUAAACAUGAACGUCUCAGGCGCAAAUAUGAAACCGACCCAAUCAGAUCCCCAACUAUGGCUGGUGGCUUGUUUGCUGUCAGCAAGAAAUAUUUUGAGUACCUGGGUACCUAUGAUACAGGAAUGGAUGUUUGGGGAGGGGAGAACUUAGAAUUAUCAUUUAGGGUUUGGCAGUGUGGAGGCGUGUUGGAAAUUCAUCCAUGCUCCCAUGUGGGUCAUGUGUUUCCAAAGCGUGCACCCUAUGCUAGACCAAAUUUCCUUCAGAACACGGCACGUGCUGCUGAGGUGUGGAUGGAUGAGUUCAAAGAUCACUUUUACAACAGAAAUCCAUCAGCAAGAAAAGAAAACUAUGGAGAUAUUUCUGAGAGAAAGAUACUUAGAGAGCGUUUGAAAUGCAAGAGUUUUAACUGGUAUUUAAAAAAUGUAUUUGCUGAGUUGCAUGUACCAGAAGAUCGUCCUGGCUGGCAUGGUGCUAUCCGCAGCACAGGAAUAUCUUCAGAGUGCCUUGACUAUGUCUUACAAGAACAUAAUCCUACUGGGUCUCACCUUUCUCUCUUUGGCUGUCAUGGUCAGGGAGGCAACCAGUUUUUUGAAUAUACAUCAAAUCAGGAGAUUAGAUUUAACUCUGUAACUGAGCUAUGUGCUGAAGUUCCUGAACAUGAAGACUUCAUUGGUAUGAGGAGCUGCCCAAAAGAUGGUUCUCCUGUGCCACAAAUUAUUAUCUGGCAUUUCAAAGAAGAUGGGACUAUUUAUCAUCCUCAUUCAGGGAAGUGCCUUACUGCUUAUCGUACAACUGGGGGACGUGCAGAUGUGCAGAUGAGAACUUGUAAUGCUGCAGAUAAAAACCAGAUGUGGAAAUUUGAGAAAUAAUCACUGCUGGUAGUAUGAAUUGAAUGGACUCUCCAAGGUUUUUGGAGUAAUCUCCAAAGUUUUUACGUGCAUGAACAGAUAGCAACAUUUGAUUGAAUACUUUGGAAUGUUUUCAGAUGUGUCUGUAGUGGUGUAGAAACUAUCUCUUGUGAUCAAUUGUAUAGAAAGCAAAAGUAAAUCCUGGAGUUUGGUUUCUAAAACAUGAAAUACAGAUCUAAUGCCUUUUAUUUUUGUAAAAUUUUGAUUCACUAUUUUCUUACUUUGGCCUGUCUUGCCUAUGGUAAAACAAAGGCUUUUGAGUGGACUAAGACAGGGUUUUUUUGGCUUAAUAAAAAAAAAAUUAUGCAAUAAUCCUGCAAGAUCACGUUACAUUAAAGUAACGAAUCUUUACUUACAGAAGUAAAAGUUAGGGUUCUUGCAGUGGUAUUAGCUGACCUGUGUUGCAGAUACGUUAUAACAUGUGUCUAACACCAUAAGUAAGGCAUGUGAUUGAAUGGACAUUGAUGUGGAAAACUGAAUCUAAGCCUUGUAAUAUUCUGCAUUUUUCUAGGAAUGUACAUGCUGUUAAGGGUAACAACUAGCUUGUUACAUAGAAGAACAGGAAGUUUAUUUAGUAGAUGGGCUUUGGCACUGCUUUGCGAUGUCGUACCUGUUGUAAAAAUCUUACCUCGUGGGUGUUAGUCAAGAGCCCUCAUGCAUUUAGAGAAGAGUGUGGUGGCAGAGGAACCAAGGACAUGCUAAUGGUACCACAAAUGGGAAAAAAUAGGGAUGGCAACAACUAAGAAUUCUGUUUAAAGGUAGUGGAGAAGGAAAGAAAGCACAGAAUUGCAUUAGGUACUAUGUUUUCUUAGCUGUAUAUUUAAUAUUUACAUUGCCUCUGUGUAAGCUUUUCCAUGUUCAGCCUCACAUCCUAGGAACACAAAACUUGUGUUCUAGACCAUGUAUCCCUUUUUUUUUUUUUCAUUUGUUCUGUCAGUGGAGGAGAGGAAGGUAACAGAGGAAAACUUGGGCUGUUUUGUGUUAUGGCAACAGCUGGCAUGGAUCAGUCCUAGACAGAGUUUUGAAAUAAUGCAGCAUAAGCUGCCUCUUUCUAGUUACAGCAGUAGCACAGGAGACCUUGGAUGAGGUUAAGAAGCUGGCAUUGCUGACAUGAGGGGAGUUGUAAAGGCAAAAAAAAGACAGCUUGGAGGAAAACAAGAUUUGUGGGGAAGCUGUUUAAGCCACGGAAUGGCUUAUUCAGAAUGUUUUGUCUAUCCUGUUAUGCUGAGUUCUGAAGAAUAUUGAUUCUUGAAUCAUGUCAUUAAUCUGUUUUGAGCGUGAUUAUAGAUGGUAGAUGUGAUAGAUAUAUUGUGUGUUUGAAGAAAAAUCUUGUGUUAGUAUCUGUUUUUUAGAUUUAUGUGAUUUAUAUGAUUUAAGUUGAACACUUUUCUUAAUAUUUUGGGCAUUCCAACUUUUUUGAUUGCUUUCACUGAAGUGAUAAAUAUUCUUCAGUAGCCACAGUGUAGUAAUUCUUGACAUGGGGCUGGUAGGUAGGAACUCAAGUUAGUGAGAAAGUGGGUGUGCAUUUGCUGCAGGUGUUAGUAGGUAGAAAGGUUAAAAAGGGGUGAGACCUGAUGUAGUUGAAGUUUUGCCAAGAAUAAAGGAAGAGUAAAUUAAGAUGUAUUUUUAAAUCUUAGUGGUUUGAAAGCAUUGAGAGGUUUGGGUGGAAGCAGGCGGAACGGAAGAAGAAAAUGUGGAGCUUGGGAUGUAGAAUUGAAUCAUGCUAAAAAUGCUUGCCACUGUGUGGCAUGGGUUAAGUCCUUAACUUAUUUUUAGGCAGUUACUUGCAGUUUAAUAUCUUUUUCUUUUUUUUCACUAAACUUUUUUUUCUGUUUUUAUUUUUUUUUUUUAAAGGAACUUUUUGCUACAUAAGGGAAACGUUCCUGAAAAAUUCCAUUCCACUCUGCAGUAAGGAAUUCUUUUCUGAACCUGCAAGUUAUGAAUCAUUUAUCAAAUUUUAAAAGGCAGCCAGUCAUUAUGUACUGGAGCAGUUAAUUAAAUAAAGUAUGUGCUUUUCUGAAAAGCUUGCUGUAGAUUGUUAUAUUCAAUAGAAAUGACAGGAAGAAGGCCGAGGUUCUCCUGUAUGGCAGGUCACGAGUUGUAUAUGCAAUGCAUGUUUCCUCAGAUGAAAGCAAUUAAAUGGUGUGAAUGUAGACUAUGCAAGUUUUAUACAGUUAACUUUUUUAGCACUUGGUAAAAACUGCAUUUCCUAUAAACAACUACCUUCAUGUUAAAACUGACAUUCAAAGUGUUCCUUAUCUAUUUAAGCAAUAAUUUUAAGUGAAUCUGCCUCUUAGUUUGAAAGUUAUUCUCUCUGUAUGUAUCUAAACCCUCCUUCCUCCCCAUGACCUCCCAUUCUAUUUUUGGAGUUAUUUAUAAACUAAUUGGGAAAAAAAAGUGGAAGCCCUGAAAAAAGAAUCUUCCUGAUGGGAGUAAGAAAUAUGGGAAUAAAAGGAGGAGGGACUAGAGAAGGAGAGAAAAAAAAAUAAGAGAAAGAAAACCUACCUUGCCAUUUCAAGUUCAACUAGUUUUGAAUUGAGUUGCGGCAACUCUACAGAAAUACUCCAGUUAUAUUUCAGUAUGUAUAGAUUUCUGGAAAAUCUGAAACUCUGAAUGGUUUUCUAUUCUUUUAGACUUUGAAAAUUUGGGAAACGCUUGUACAUAUUUUAAACUACUGAUUCUAAGUGACUUAAAAAAAUUGAAUGUAAACUUAACACUGAAUAAAUGUGGAGGGCUUUGGGGUUUCUAUUAAAAAAUAAAAUCCAGAAUGACAAUUAAA